UUUUUGCUGCUGUGGCUCCGCCCCUAUAGGUGGAGGGUUGGGUUGCACAGUUUAACUGACUUACCUCAGUGGAUGGAGGCUGAUUUUUGCCUGCUGCUGACAGAUCAAGCAUCACCGAUUGUCCCUGCUCGUCCGUCAGCAUUUGUCUCCACCGGCUGAACUACAGGCCAGGAGCAGCAUCAAGAGGAACAUUUUCUUCUGUUUAGCACUUUUACCAAAAAGAGUAGGCGAACCCAUCGGCUGAGGUUGGUUACAGUCGCGUCAGAGUAGCCAAAGAUAGCAAAUUUGCAUCUUAAAACAGCUUUCAAAGACAGCCAGUUAUGGGUAACAGCAAGAGUGGAGCGGUGUCCAAGGAGAUCCUGGAUGACCUGAAACUCAACACCAAAUUCACAGAGACGGAGAUAGUCCAGUGGUAUGAAAACUUCAAGAAGCAGUGUCCAACAGGGCGCAUUUCCAAGGAUGAGUUUCAGAACAUCUACAAAAAGUUCUUUCCAGAUAGCGACGCCAACACUUACGCCCAACACGUCUUCCGUUCCUUUGACACGAACGACGAUGGCACGCUGGACUUCAAGGAGUACAUCAUUGCUCUCCACAUGACGUCAACGGGGAAGACCACCAGCAAACUGGAAUGGGCAUUCUCUCUGUUUGACGUGGACAAAAACGGAUACAUCACCAAGUCAGAGGUCACAGAAAUCUGCUCGUCAAUUUUUAAGCUGAUUCCAAAAGAUGAAGUGCCGGAUCUACCUGACGAUGAAAACACACCUGAGAAGAGGGCCGACAAACUCUGGAAGGCCUUCAAUAAGGAAGAAAAUGAGCGAGUUGCAGAAGGAGAGUUCAUCCAGGGACUGUUGGAUAACGACGACGCUCUUCGUUUGAUCCAGUAUGAACCUUCAAAGUAACGUUCCUCUGUGAGCGCUCCCUCGCCGCCAGGCUCGGUCUCUCUGUAAACGCAGCACCCGACAGCCUCCUGAACACACCUGAGGUGUGUUGGUCGUGUCCUCGUCCCAGAACUUCUUCUCCUGCUUGGUUUUGUAACGUGUGACUCGUGUGCUGUCUGAAUAGCCGUUAGCUUUAAACAGAACAUGUAGAAAAAGUGGAAAGCAGAUGAUCACAUGAAAGAUGCAUUCAUCGUUAUCACCAUAGCAACCAUUUACAAAUGUGAUGGUUUGCAGCAAAUCACCACAUAAAGAUGAAAAUAUCUCGUUUUUACAAAGUCUGCAGCCAAAAGCACGCCGUCACAGUUGGUAUUUCAUUUAAAAUCUUAGAAAAGAUCAGUUUUUUUUCCAUAUGAUAAUCUGUCCUGUGCAUUGGUUUGAUUAUUGUCCCGUAAUCCCAAAAUUCCAAGGUGGAAUAUCUGUGCAUGUUUGAUGUUAUACUGAGAAUUGGAAAAGUAGUGCUGGUCCUGGAUUCUCCUUUGUUAUAAAUCCACCAAAUGAGAACAAUAAAGCUCUAACUAAAACAUG
Nothobranchius furzeri (turquoise killifish) is the source of this 1463-nucleotide messenger RNA. The record is from RefSeq and is a predicted model, not a curated record. NCBI's taxonomy places the organism in Eukaryota, Metazoa, Chordata, Actinopteri, Cyprinodontiformes, Nothobranchiidae.